Molecule: messenger RNA, 1413 nt
Organism: Funneliformis mosseae
Lineage: Eukaryota; Fungi; Glomeromycota; Glomeromycetes; Glomerales; Glomeraceae
Source: the annotation of a GenBank genome assembly
AUGGAUGCCUUGAUUAUCUUUGAGGCGUGCCGUCAAGGAGUCUUGAACAGAACUACGCGUCGCAUGGUAGAAGAAGAGAAAAAAGUUCUUUGUGCUGGGUCCAUAUACGUGUACGAUGAAAGGGAAUCAGGAAUCAAAAGAUGGACCGAUGGAAAAUAUUGGUCUCCUAGCAGAAUCGUUGGCGAUUUUCUUGUUUAUCAAGAGCUCGAAAAAAGAAUUCCUCAUAUAAAAAGUUACGACAAACUUGAUGAUAACCUCAAACAACGAAUCAAAGAUGAAAAUUUAAAAUUUCAUAUUUCAAACAAGGGUACUUUUAUUCACCGUAAGGAUGGUUUGAGUAAAAAAACCAUCACAGUAAAAUUGAACGAGGCUUUCCAACAUAUGGUUAUUUAUGAAGAAAAAGAGGGCAAUAAUAAUCAUCUUUACCCGCCUCGUGCUUAUGUCGAACUGUUAAACAUUGAACCAGGGGUAGAUUUGACUCAAAAUGAAGCGUUACGCAAGCAAAAUUACGUCAGGCUUAACGAAGAAUCCCCUGCUUCAAGGUUAAGAAAAGGAAAGGUUGUGGAACGUCAGAGACCCUCUUCAAAUAUCAACAUUCCACCUAAAAGACCCGUCGCUCCGUUCCAACCUUUGCCGAGUAUCGCGGAAGCUUUGUAUUCUCCCGUGUCGACAAUGCAAAGAACUAAUGAUUUUGAAUUACCUGAAUUGAAUAUAACAAGAAUAAUUAACCUAUUGUCAGGUUCGCAAGAAAAUGAUUCGAUGGUUAAAUUGGAAAAGUCAGAGGAUUCAUCAUGGUCGGUUCAAUCAACGAAUUGCAUUGACAAUGGCAUCAAUAUUUGGCAGAACGGCGAAUAUCCAUUUCCAUCCCGCGCCUUUCCAUCCCAUACCUACAGAACCAUGAGAGAUACCGUUAUUCCUGAUACGGUCAAACCCCUCGCCGAUCAAGAUUCGGAUUUCAUGGAUUUGGUGGAUUACUCUCUUAACGUCUUGAUGCAAAACCCUUUACCAUACGAUAAGGAAGAAACUUUAGAAGAGGCUACUUCUAUGAACAUGGAUAGGCUCACACAACUUCAAGAUGCAAUAGAUGAGUUGGCUAGAAUGUUUGCUAAUAGCGUAGAAUAUCUUAACCGAGCGCAGGUACAUGUCGACCAGGAUCCAGGGAAAUUUAGAGAAAGUCAACGUGAACUUGUUCAAGAUAUUGUCAAAAAAUCAAAACAAAUAGAAUUAUUGAUAGAGAAAUUACCAGGGAUGCAAAAUUCUGAACAAGAGCAAAUAGAUAUGAUUAAAGAAUUAAAUAAAGAAAUGCACGAGGCCAAUCUAGAAUAUCUAAAGGCUUCUUUAAAAAAACAAAUAAUGGAAACUAUAGGAAUACUUUGUAGGGACCAAAGUACGGCGUAUAAUACAGAGGAAUGA